Centropristis striata (black sea bass) is the source of this 8454-nucleotide messenger RNA. RefSeq names its product ligand-dependent corepressor. NCBI's taxonomy places the organism in Eukaryota, Metazoa, Chordata, Actinopteri, Perciformes, Serranidae. The transcript is spliced from 7 exons. The record is from RefSeq and is a predicted model, not a curated record. Gene Ontology annotation, cellular component: nucleus. Gene Ontology annotation, molecular function: DNA binding. The coding region runs from base 31 to 5505 and encodes 1824 amino acids. Gene Ontology annotation, biological process: regulation of transcription by RNA polymerase II.
CGUGCUCGUGCCCGCCAAACGAAAUAGAAAAUGGCGAGUCAGUGCAAAAGGCAGCAAUGCACAAUCGACAGGCGCGGCUUUCGGCAGGAACUUGACUCUUGGCGACAUAAACUCAUUCACUGUGUAGGUUUUGAGAGCAUUGUCGAAGGUCUGUUUGGUCCAGAGCUGGUAGAAGACCUGAAAUUAUUUAAUGACUUUGAGCCUACGGCAGUGUCUGACUGGUCAUUUGAUGAAAACUGUCUAUUCUGCUGUUUGAGACGAGACAAAGUAAAGGAACACCUAAUUGGUUUAAGCAACGACGGGCUCGAAGAUACACCCAAACCUCUCCUGGUAAAAGAUCAGACCACAAUCAACAGACUAGAAAGACAAGCCGAGGAAUUUCUCAAUGCAGUCCUCUGCAGAAAAGAUGUGCCAAAUUUCUCUGACCCACACAUUCCAAUAGUGGCUCGAGAGAUCCUUCAGAAAAUGAUCAGACAGUUUGCUGCCGAAUAUACCUCAAAAACCAGCCCCCCUCAGGACAGCGGCUCUGAUUCCCAGCCUUGCUCUGACCAAAGCCUGCCGACCCCACCCUUGCUCUCAGGGGCCUCUCCUCCUACCAGCCCUGCUGCCACCUCGGCUGGGCCUGCACACAACCAGAACCCCGUCCUCAGCAAGCUCCUCAUGGCCGACCAGGAUGCUCCUCUUGACCUCACUGUCAAGAGGCCCCCGGCUGUGCCUAGUGAACAAGAUGGAGUUCUUGACUUAUCUAUCAAAAAGAAUCGCUACAGCAGCAGCCUGCCUGUCCAUAGUCCCUGCCUUUCUCCAGCCACAUCCACACUCAAAGGUGAGUCUCCAGACUUGAGUGUUGCAAAGGCUAAAGACCUGCAGUCCACCUCCACGCUGGAACAGUUCAUGGCCAAACUCUGUCGCCACCAUCAGAGACAGAUAGUCAAUGCCAUUGGUUUUCUACAGACGGAGGUCAAAGCACUAGCAUCUUCCAGUGCACAGCAAGCUUCUAACUCUACCUCUGGUAUCUUGGAAACUGCUUGUUCCAGUGCAGUCACACCUGAAAAGUCAUGCCCUGAGCUGAAGUUUACCAGUGAAUCCACUCCAAAGUCAGAAGUCCAGGAUAUGUCCAAUUCUUUCCCAAGCAGCUGUGCAACUAAAAAAGAUCCAGAGAAUGGAGUGUCGCUGAAAACAUCUGCUGACCCUGCUUUGGAUCUUCGCAGCCCUGGGUCGGGGAGUAACCAAGCUGUGGCCAGUCCCACCAGUAACCCAGUGGACGCAGAGACCAACCGUCAUGGUGAUCAUGCUCCUCUUAAGUUGAAAAUUAUGACCAGCAACGUUGCUGCUGGUAAGAAGUUGUCGUGUGUGCUCAACGCCUCUCUUUCAUCUCACUCUGACAAUUUGGAGGACAGACUGGUUAACUCAAAUUCAUCCAACAGAACAGAGACUCAUAGUGCCAGACUCAGCUCCUCUGUGAAAAGACACAAUCAGACUAGUCACACACAUCAAGCUAGGCAGAGAGAGACUCUAGGGCAUUCGAAAGAUUCACCAGAAAAACUAUUUUCAAUCCAUAUGACGAUUCCUUCAGACACUCCGCGGACUGCCAGAAAAACCAUCAGGUCUUCGUCUGAUCAUCUGAUUCGGGACUCUACUUGUAGGGGAAUGCCUGACCCUGAUCUCGGCCACUGUGACAUUGUUUUUAUUGAUAAACCAAUUACAGAGUGUUUUAAGGAAAAGCGGCGCAGCAUGCUCCCUCGCCGCAAUGCCAGGAAAAGCACCAGAGGACAUAUGUAUUCAGAUGAAAUCUGGGAGUUAAAAACUGUCCGUACAUUGGCUGGGAGGGGAAACUGUCCUAAUCCAAUGCCAGAGUUGGUCACGUUGGUCACCCCAAGACAAAUACUUUCAAAGCCUGACGGUGUGCCACCAGUGGAUAUGCCUUUUGCUGGAGCAUGCAGGGAGACAAUGAAUCAACAAAUGACCACAGAAGAGUCAGAUGAUGGUGUGAUACUAGGUACAGGAGAUAUAGUGGAGGAAGCAGCCAGUGAAGCAGACGUUAUAGUUGAAACUAGUCAGACAGAUCAAUGUCAGAGUAAAGGAUGGUCUGCUCCUUCUCCGAUAAGGUCCCCAACAGAAAACAAUGAAACAGACAUGAGCACAGAUGUAGAACAGGACACAACUGCAAAUUCAGGGACAACAGGAAGUGAAGAACGUGUUGCACAGGCUCCAUUUGAAGCAGAAAAAGAUAAGGAGCCUGAGCCUCAAGAGAACAUAUGUGAAAAUACUGAGCAAGUAGUCACAGAAACUGUAGCAGAAACAUUAGCAGAACCGUUAGAGGAUACUACCAUAGGAGAAGAUGUGCCCGAACUUUCCUCAGAUAACAUGCACAACAGUGAGCCUGUUCUCCAGGAGAAUCGCACCCCAUCACCGGUGGCUCAAAUUGAGGAAGAAACUAAGGAAAAUAAAAGGGAGGAAAUACAAGAUGAACAACCUCAGGAACUUCAACAAGAGACACAGAUACACUAUGACAACUUUGAAGUGACAGAAAAGUCCAACACCUCAAGUUCAGCAGAAGAGCCGAUUGAGAAAGCGCAAGAUAUUCAAACAUCUGAUGCAGUUGAAAGUGUUAUGCCUUCAGAGACUGAAGGUGACGAAGAUGAAGACUUGUCCUCAAAGACGCUUGAUGCACUCUUGAAGGAAUUACCCCCUUGGCGUAGAAAAAGAGGUACUGUCGUAUCACUGCCAAAGCGGUUGAGAAAAAAUGAAGAGGUGGUUGUUGGUUUCGUCAAUGGUAGACCCGUAGCAGCCUCUGACAGAAGUCUGCGCCGUAGAUCAAGUAACAGCAGCACAUCACCUUGUAAAACCCCAGUGAAAUCUAGUCAGAAUGUCCCUAACAAGAGUUCUGUUGAUUCAACUGUUGCAAACAAAAAUUUGGAGAAAAUUCUACCUGAACCAGAGAAAGCUGUAGACUCGAUUGAGCAGGUGAAGGAACCAUCGCCUGCCACGCCAUCAACCCCAACAACUAAAUUUCCCCCAAGGACCAACAAAAUCCAGAAACAAAAGAGACUUCAGAGAGAUCAGGAUAGUUUGCCUGCCCUCGUUGAUCAGCGACAACUUAGAUCAGGCAGCCAGAGGCCAGCUGGGACUCCAGUAUCACCGCCCAAAUCAAAUGCUGUCGCUAUCAUUUCAUCUCUAAAACCUUCUGAAACCAAUGAUCUUCCAUCUACAGAGCACCUCCCCUCUGCCCCCCUUAAUUCUUCACUUCCUGUUACUCCUCCAAUCAAUUCAUCUUCCCCUUCAGCCUCUGAACAAUCCCAACAGAACACAGCCCCAGCGACGACUGUGGAAUUAAACACUGAAAACACUCAGCCAGCAGGGACAACCUCUGAAGAAAUAGAAAAAAACAAAGAAGACAAUAGACCGCAGGCCACACAGGAAAGCCCUUCGAUGAAGGCUGUAGUAGACGACAGUAAGAAUGAGAAACAGCAGCUAAGCGGUGAGGAAACAAGUCCUGUAGAAAAUCCUGUAAAGACUGAAAUGCAAUCACAGAUUAUGCCAUUAAGAAGUAAGCGCGUUCUCCGAAAGGAGGCGGAAGCAAGUGAUGUUGCUUUGCCGCAGAAGCCGAAUGUAGCAUAUGUAAAAGACAGGUCUGUAAGUGGAGAUGAUAGCAGUUCUUCUAUGUCAGACAAACCUACAAGAAUGCCACUACGGAGUGAGAGCAGUAAGGUUGAGAUGUCCAGCCAGUCUGUUACUCAGUCAUCACCAGUGGACAACAAAAAAUUGGCUUUGAGAUCACAAAGAUUGGCUGUACCCUCGAGCAAUGCUCUUACUGCAACUGGAAGACAGAGUGAUGUCGCUUCCCCUGUCAGAAUAAAGGCAGAAAGAGUAACCAAAGCUCAGGUGAGGCCCCCUCCAGUGUCUGUUGCAUCUGUGUUGCCCCAUAGCUCAGCCGUCCAUGUCUUUCCCCCAAGACUUGAGCCCCCAAAACAAACAAAUAAAUUCUUUGAGACUAUGACUUCAGAGGAAAACCAACACCUUAUUUCAAAUCUGAACAUUAAGUAUGAUAAAAUGCAAAAAGGCUGGGUGCAAAUGGACAAAGAGGGUCAGCCAAUAACAAAAUACAAAAACAAAGCAGACAGACAGGCAGCUAUAUGGAAAAGUAAACGUAGGGCACGAAAAUCCAAGUCUUCAGACCACCAGAAAUACUCACCGGUCCAAAUGCUCUUCAUGAAAGGGUUUAAUCUCACCAGUAUUUGCCGCUGGUUCCUUGAAACAACAGAAACAAAGUCCCUUGUCAUCGUCAAGAAGGUAAAUACACGUCUUCCGUCAGAAACUCAGCUGUGCUUCCACAGCUCAUCUAGUGCUUCAGGGAGCUCUCAGGGGGUAUUUCCAAGCCUACAGGCAGAACGCUUAAAGAAACAUUUGAAAAAGUUUGCCAUCGCCUCUCCUGUAAAGAGCAACCCCAAGAGUCAAAAACUGAUUGCUAGAGCACUGGAGCAAGAGGCAAAUGCAGUCAAAGGAAGGGAGAAAAGAGAACCUCCCAGUGCUACUCAGACUCUGUCUAAGUUACACUCCUCUGCUGAAGUACAGAUAGGUGAAUCCCAGAAGUCCUCUGGCAAAUCGAAAAAUCCAGCUAGUGCAAGGAUCUUGAGAAAAUACUCUAACAUCCGAGAGAAGAUGCAAGUACAGCAAACCAAUGUUCGACUCAAAAAGGCGUCAAAAACCUUGAAAGCAAACAAUAUCAAAAGACUUACCAACAAAAAGUCUGCCUCCAAAUCAAAUCUGAAACCAUCUCUGAAGGCACAGAAAUCCGCCAUACCUGUCGGUAAACAAAUGAAAGCAUCUGCAGCAAAAAUGGAAAAAAGGAAAACAUUGGCUGGCAAAAGAACUACAAAGCAUCCAGUUCAACAGAGGGCAGUCAGGGCUCAGAGCAGUACCAGAGCUUCAAGAGAUACAACUAAAAAAGACAAAUUGCCAAAGAGAUGUUCUCAACGUCUAGGGCCUCCUAAAAUAUCUGAACAUAACCCUGUCGACACAUCUAAAAGCAAAGUAGACAAAAAGCAUAUUGAAGCCGUGAAAGUAGAGGUGGAAAAACCUGCUGUGAAUAAAGUGAUUGCUACAAAAACCCAAACAAAGGAAUCAUCACAAAGUACUGUUGCAGAGAUCAAAGGUACAGAGAACGCUGUUGAGACCCUGCAGCAGAGUGCGGAUGUCAAGGCUCCGACCUCACAUGACCAGGUACUAACAAGAUCCCAGAGAAAAAUGGAGGUGGCUGUCCCUGUUUGUGUCAGUCGUGUUUUAAAGAAGGCCGCCAAGGUAAUGAAAAAACAAAAUGCAUCUCCAAAACCAGGCAGGAAAGCUGAGGGACCAACACUGACAAGAAGAGGGGCUCCCUUAAAGCUCCCUGCUAAGAGAAAACAAGCAACCUUGUUGCCACGAAGUGGAACAAAAUCAGCAACCAAGAGAGCUCAGGAGCUUUUAGAGACCCCAGCUAAGCGCACCAGGACAUCACUCGCAAAGUGAAAUGCACCCGUAGAUAGAGAGAUCAUCUUUAUUAAGAGGAUUUUGUGAUGUUCUUUCAUCUGGAACAUAUUCAGGACCAGAAGUAUCUAUUUUCUAACCUUGUUUUCAGUAGGAAAAUGUGUGAAGAACAGGUUUUGAGUCAUUUAUGCUUUUGUAAAGCUUAAGUGUGAAAAUACAAAUGUGAUGCUGAGCAUUUGCUCUAUGUUCAGGGACUACUGACAAGUCCUACAUGAUGUCUAGCAGAUGGAGUCGCUGUUUGGCUUUCUGUUCAGCGCUCUGUGACACGGCUGGAGAUAACUAUAGCCUAUCAAACCUUAUUUUAAAAGUUGAGAUAACAAACAUCAGACUUUGAUGCAGUUAUCAAGUUGACAUUUAAUUCACUCACCAUCUUGUUUUUGUUUCUUUUUUGCCAUUUUGUAUAUAAUUCUUGUUUUAGAUGAUAGCAUGCACUGCAUUUACAGUUAAGAGAGCUUGUUAUGAGAGGGGAGAUGAUCUUUUGAAUAAGAUUUUUACUUACAGGAAUUAGACAGUUUGUAUCUUCAGCCUGUCUUCCAAUCACAACAUUGUGAAAAUGUGACUGUUGUGACCCGGUGCCUUAUUUAUGAAGUGUAAAGUAAUAGAAUGUGUUGCUAAAUGUGAAAAGUCCUGUCCUUUAAACAACUUUCAAUUCCUGGAAAGACGGUCAACAUUCAUUUGCUUCACAUAAUGUGUGCAAAUAUACUUUCUGUUCCACACAGUAUGUGCCUCGUGCGUCACCUGUAAACUCUUGUGUUGACUGAGGCAUUCAGAUUUUCUGAUUGACUAUUUCCUGACAGGUUUAUUUUUAUAUUCCCAUAUUCCCAGAGCAUUAACUUAAUAUCGUUCUCACUAUAGUUGUAUUAGAUGUUAAUGCAAAUACGAUUGAAUUGUUAAAACAGACAGGUGUGCUCUGUAUGUGUCAUGACAAACGUUUGUAUUUCCUAUGUUUUGGGUCAGUUUUCAUCACUGUGUACCUCUGCAGUCACUGCUGACCAUUGCACCUAUUGUUAUCUACUCAUAAUAGUGACUCCACUUUGAGUAUUUUACCUGCUUCUGCAUGUGCUAAGUCUUGUCAAUGUGGAGACAGUUUUAGCAACUCCUGCAGUAGAGCUGUUGCAUUCCUACAAGUGAAACCUACAACUAUAUUUAUGCCCCUGAGCUUUGAAAAUGCUAACCUCAUUCAAGACUUUGUGUGAACACUUGGUGCUCAUCAAAAAGCUGUACUGAAAUACUAUCGGAGAUGACUUUGCGAUACUGCCUUGUGUAUCACUUUGGCAACCACAUUUCCCAAGAAAAAGGCCUGAAAAUUAUGUAUAUUUGAUUUGUUGAUAUGAAUGUUUUAAAAAAAAAAAAAAAGAAAAUUUCAGCCCUCUUUAGCAUUAAUGGCACAUUGCAGGAUGAUAAAGUCCUUCCCCUAUUAAACACAAGUUGGAGAUGACAUUUUUGGGGUAGUCUAGUCACACUUCUGAGUUGUGUAUCCAUGUAUGUUGCAGUUUUAUGUUAUUUUUUAUUAUUGUCAGGCCGAUGUUCUCAUAAUGUGAAGUUUCUGAACUUCCGCAGUAGUAACUUACAUUAGUGUAUUGUCAUUUGUCAUUUUAAGCACAGUGUUAUUAUUUUUUAUUCUGGUCAUUUCUCUUUAGAGCGUAAAUCAUCUGUAAAUGCAAAACAUGUUCGUCAUGUUUUUAUUGUUAUUUAAGAACUCCAUGUAGGCUAAUGACUUUAGCAAAUCUAAAACAGCCCACCAAAUAUCAGACUUGAACAUGUUUAUUCUUUACAGUUGCUAUUUAAAUAUUUUGAUUUUGUAUAUUAGAAAGAAAUACCUGCUUUAUUUGUGGUAAUCCCAAGAAUGAAACAUCUUUAUGUUAAGAGCUUUGUAUUUUUGCUGGAGUUGAUAUAAAGAUGUUGGAAUUUUAUCUGUCUCUCGGCUCAUUUAUACCAUUGUUUUGGAGGAGACUCAUGCUGAAUUUUCAGUUUCUUACUUGUAUUUUGGGGGAUUAGUAGAACAUGUUUACAUGACUUUAAUGUUCAAAAACCUUUUUUUUUUUCUUAUACGGCCCGCGGCUCAUUCACCUCUAUUACAGGUUUCCUUGAAGUUAUCAUUUACCUACAAAUCGCAAUAUUUGUAAUAUAAACACUGUAGUAGCAUGCAUGGAGCAGAUGACCGUAUAAAGAUAUCCUUUAAGAGCUCAUGUCAGCAUGAGCGGAGAGUAGAAUAAACGGAACAGGUCAGGAAACGGUUUUGCUCACAUGGAUUACUUUUACAUACAUGCACAGCAUUUGGCAUUUUGGCCGCAUUUAAUAUGACCAUCUAAAAUUCUGUAAUAUACAGUAGUGUUCAAAGUAAUAGCAGUCCAAUGUGACUAACCAGAUUAAUCCAGGUUUUUAGUAUAUUUUUUUAUUGCUACAUGGCAAACAAGGUACCAGUAGGUGCAGUAGAUUCUCAGAAAACCAACAAGACCCAGCAUUCGUGAUAUGCACGCUCGUAAGGCUGUGCAAUUGGGCAAUUAGUUGAAAGGGGUGUGUUCAAAAAAAUAGUGUCUGCCAUUGACUUUACAAACUCAAACUUUUUUGUUUCUAGGAAUUAGCAAUCCUGUGAAUCAUGAAACUAAUAUUAAGUUGUAUGACCACAGUUUUUUAUAACUGCUUCACAUCUGUGUGCCAUGGAGUCAACCAACUUGUGGCACCUUUCAGCUGUUAUUCCACUCCAAGAUUCUUUAACAACAUUCCACAAUUAAUUUACAUUUCUUGGUUUUGCUUCAGAAACAACAUUUUUUGAUGUCACCCCACAAGUUCUCAAUUGGAUUAAGGUCCGGGGAUUGGGCUGGCCACUCCAUAACAUCAAUGUUGUUGGUUUGGAACCAAGAUUUUGCUCAUUUACUAGUGUGUUUGGGGUCAUUGUCUUGUUGAAACACCCAUUUCAAGGCCAUGUCC